Molecule: messenger RNA, 1398 nt
Organism: Trifolium pratense (red clover)
Lineage: Eukaryota; Viridiplantae; Streptophyta; Magnoliopsida; Fabales; Fabaceae
Product: ubiquitin-conjugating enzyme E2 32-like
Exons: 5
Coding region: 128-1042 (304 amino acids)
Source: RefSeq, a predicted model, not a curated record
AUAAUCACACACACCUUUCGCAAACUAUAAUAACGAUUGGUCGUAGUUGCGACGCUUUAACGACGGAGGUUACCGUCAUAAUUUCUGUUCCGAUAUCCAAACACAAACACCUUUCGUUCUUAUAAUAAUGGCGGAUAAAUACAAUCUGAAGAACCCAGCUGUUAAGCGGAUCCUUCAAGAGGUUAAAGAAAUGCACUCUAAUCCUUCUCAUGAUUUCAUGAGCCUCCCUCUCGAGGAAAAUAUAUUCGAAUGGCAAUUUGCAAUUAGUGGACCUCGUGAUACUGAAUUUGAGGGUGGCAUUUAUCAUGGAAGGAUCCAGUUGCCAUCGGAGUAUCCCUUCAAACCUCCUUCAUUUAUGCUCUUGACUCCUAAUGGUCGUUUCGAGACUCAAACCAAGAUUUGCUUGAGCAUAUCCAAUCACCACCCCGAGCAUUGGCAACCAUCAUGGAGUGUAAGGACUGCUUUAGUUGCACUGAUUGCAUUCAUGCCAACCAGCCCAAAUGGUGCAUUGGGUUCCUUAGACUACAAGAAAGAAGAGAGGCGAACUUUGGCCAUUAAAUCUCGUGAAGCAUCUCCGAAAUUUGGGACUCCUGAACGUCAAAAGCUUAUCGAUGAGAUACAUGAGUAUAUGCUAAGCAAAGCACCUCCUGUUCCUGAACUUAGCCACACAGAGACUUCUGAAGAUAACGUGAGACCUGAGGAGGCUGAGUCUCAGGUUAGUUCACCUAAUCCCGAGGCUUUAUCUGAAGAAGAGGGGAUUGAUCAAGUCGGUAACGAGGUUGUUGAAGAACAAGUAAUCCCUGCAAAUGCCAAUCCUGCUGAAACUGAACCUUCAAGAGGGAAUCAAUCAAGUUUUUCAAUGAAUCAGUUAGACACAAGGGUUCAAAAUCUGCAGUCACAAACGACAAUCCAAAAACAUAAACCGGAUGAUCGGUUGUUCACAUGGGCAGCUAUUGGACUAACUAUUGCAAUUGUGGUCCUCUUGCUGAAGAAAUUCAUCAAAUCUACAGAACAUGGUCCACUUUUUUUCAAUGGAUCUUAAAGAUUUCACUGCUUAUGUUGGCUCAAGAGGUUAGCCUUAUGCGGCGAUGAUAGAAAUGUAAAGCUCUUAUAAACUGAAAGAAGUUUUGGUUUUAUUGUACUUUUAUUCUAUACUCUCUUUUUGUAAUUAUAGUAAUAUAAAUGUGCUACAGCUAUAGCCUAUGAGUUGGUGAGCAUGCCCUUAAUUUUUCCUGUUAUCAGGUGGUAUGCUUGUGACUUGUUAGCUACCAUGAUGUACGUAUGGAUGUAUAAUAUAUGUAUUAUGAACUGCAAUAUGUUAACAUUGUACACAAGUAAAAAAAAUGGUGUAUCAGAUGAACAACAUAAUAAGAUUGUUUUAUCUAUUGAUCUUUUUUA